This is a messenger RNA of Mastomys coucha (southern multimammate mouse), 3980 nucleotides long. It is a transcript of the gene Cdr2l, whose product is annotated as cerebellar degeneration related protein 2 like. Lineage: Eukaryota; Metazoa; Chordata; Mammalia; Rodentia; Muridae. The transcript has 5 exons. The record is from RefSeq and is a predicted model, not a curated record. The coding region runs from base 445 to 1845 and encodes 466 amino acids.
AAAGCUGGCGGCCUGGGAAGCUGUUAGCGGGCCGGGCGGAGAUGCAGCGGCGGCUCCGGGUGUCGCGGCGCGGGCCGGGCGGUGUGCGGGCCGGAGGCGGGCAAGGGCUUCCCGCCGCUGCACCCGCACUCUGCUGACGCCCCAGCCCUGCAGGCGAUCCCGGGUGGUCCCAGCUGUCGUCCCACUUUGCAGUCUCCACCCCUCCGCCCUUUGUGCCGCCGCCGCCUGGAGUCCCCAGUUCGGCGGGACCCGGAGAGCGCGGGAGCCAGAGGCCCCGCUGGGCGCACGGCCAGUAGCCGAUGGCGAUCACGGACGGCGGGCGCAGGGGCGCUGCAGCCCGAGCCCGCGACGUUGGAAGCCCGGGCCGUCUCCGCCGCAUUGUCCCGGGCUGCGAGCCCAGGCCCUGAGCUGCCGCAGCGCCCGCCCACCGCCACCCGCGGGGCCAUGCGGAGAGCAGCGGGGAUGGAGGACUACUCCGCAGAGGAGGAGGAGUCCUGGUACGACCAUCAGGACCUGGAGCAGGACUUGCACCUAGCUGCGGAGCUCGGGAAGACCCUGCUGGAGAGGAACAAGGAGCUGGAGGAGUCCCUGCAGCAGAUGUACUCCACCAAUGAGGAGCAAGUGCAGGAGAUCGAGUACUUGACCAAGCAGCUGGACACACUGAGACUCGUGAAUGAGCAGCAUGCCAAAGUGUACGAGCAGCUGGACCUGACGGCCAGAGACCUGGAGCUGACCAACCAGAGGCUGGUCUUGGAGAGUAAGGCAGCCCAGCAGAAGAUCCACGGACUGACGGAGACCAUUGAGCGCCUGCAGUCCCAGGUCGAAGAGCUACAGGCCCAGGUGGAGCAACUUCGAGGCCUGGAGCAACUUCGGGUUCGCCGGGAAAAGCGGGAACGCAGGAGAACCAUCCAUACCUUCCCCUGCUUGAAGGAGCUGUGCACAAGUCCCCGCAGAUGUGAGGAUGCCUUCCGCCUACACAGUUCCUCGAUGGAGCUGGGACCUCGGCCGCUGGAGCAGGAAAACGAACGACUGCAGACCUUGGUUGGGGUGCUCCGUUCCCAGGUGAGCCAGGAGCGACAGCGCAAGGAGCGAGCAGAACGUGAGUACACGGUGGUGCUCCAGGAGUACACGGAGCUGGAGCGACAGCUGUGUGAGAUGGAGGGCUGCCGCCUGCGCGUGCAGGAGCUGGAAGCCGAGUUGCUGGAGCUGCAGCAGAUGAAGCAGACCAAGACCUACCUGCUGGCCCGGGAUGAGCACCUGGCUGAGGCUUUGCUGGCACCCCUCACUCAGGCUCCUGAGGCUGAUGACCCCCAGCCAGGCAGUGGAGAUGACUCUAAUGCCCAGGAUGGUGUCUCCUCGCCUGCAGCUUCCCCCAGCCACACCGUGCGCAAGAGCUGCAGUGACACAGCACUCAAUGCCAUAGUGGCCAAAGACCCAGCCAGCCGCCAUGCUGGCAACCUCACUUUGCAUGCCAACAGUGUGCGCAGGCGCGGUAUGUCUAUCCUGAGGGAGGUGGAUGAGCAGUACCACGCGCUGCUGGAGAAAUACGAGGAGCUGCUAAGCAAGUGUCGGCAGCAUGGUGCCGGGGUGCGGCACGCGGGGGUGCAGACCUCACGACCCAUCUCCCGGGACAGCUCGUGGAGGGACCUACUGGGGGGCGAGGAGAGCCAGGGAGAGGGCAAGGCUGGUGAGAAGAGCCUAAGCCAGCACGUGGAGGCUGUGGAUAAGCGCCUGGAGCAGAGCCAGCCGGAGUACAAGGCACUCUUCAAGGAGAUCUUUGCCAGGAUCCAGAAGACCAAGGCCGACAUCAACGCCACCAAAGUCAAGACACACAGCAGCAAGUGACCCCUCUCUAGGCCUGUAGCCUCUCUCUGCCUCCCCACCAGAGGGGUCUCUCGUGCCUGGAUGGCAGCCCCUUGGCAAGUGAGAAAGCCCUUUACGCAGCAAUAUAUCUUAGCAGGUGGCUGGAGCAUGCGCAGAGAGGCCUUACUGAUCUGGGGACAUAGUGGAUUUCCUGCCGGUGGCUCGGCUCACCUGUUCUGCCUCCCUUGGCCACUUUGCUUCAGCUUAAAGGCACAGCUCAGUUUAAAAGCCAAACACACUCCCCACCCCGCCACAGCCACCCCAACCACUGUCCCUGGGGGCUUUUCAGCUCCCUCAAUCCUGGGCUUCUGGAUCCCAGGCCUCACCCUCAGAUUACCACCCAUCUUCUGCAAGCCUUUCUGGCUUUGCCCUCCAAAGUUGCUUUGUUUGUUUGUUUGUUUUUCUGAGAGAUUUGCAAUGCAAGGCCUCCUGAAGCCUUGUCACAACUGGAAACACUUGAAAGGGGACCUCAGAUCCAACCAUGGCUGGUCUGGGGUCUCCUAGACCAUCCACUGCUUCUUGCCAGUCCUGACUGUCAUUCCCUUAGCACCAGCUAUACCAUUCCCAGAAUUCUGAGCAGGCCACUGUCGCGACCGCCUUGAACGACGACGCAACCCGAGAGCUCUUCUUUAAGCAGUUUAUUCAGGAACCUUGAACAAUCUUCUGACCCCUGGGGCAACACCUUAGGCCCUUAAAUGUUCUAUACUGAGCCUAUCCCAUUGGGCCACGUGGCGAGUGUAGAUAGGCCACCAGAAAGUGGAAACGAGCCAAGCUAGGACUUGUUUAAGAGAGCGCCCACUUGCUAGAAAGCGGAACCAGGCGCCAUCUUGGGGCGCAGCUCUAGCGGCUCUCCACAGGCCACAGAUAGCUCAAGCUUUAGCCAGGCUCGAGUGUAUCCCCUCCAGCCCUGGCCAAGGUCUUCAGCUCACCACAGAUCUGUAGCCAACCUGAAUAGAGGAAGAGGGAGCCCCUCAACAGCCAUACAAGGGCAGUGUCCCUUUCCUUGUAGAGCCGAGUUCAAUUCCUAGAAUUACCUUCUGGGCAUGAAGCCUUCCAGGGGCUCCAAUGGUAGGGAGUCCCCACCCCCACCCCGAGCCUGUGAACCACCUUUGCUUUCCUUCCUUUCUCUGCGCCUGCCCCCAUCUCAGGGACCAUGAUGUCUCAUCCAGUCCUCUCUUCCUCAGGCUACCCUGGGACAGUUCACAUCUGCAGCCUUCAGAAUGUCUUGUAUGAGUGUCACCAACCCAGGUCCAAGUGUUCAUUCCCGCCCUUCACCAGGGACUGUAGGAUCCUUACUUGUUUUGUUUGGUUGGGUUUUGUUUUGGGUUUUUUUGUUUUGUUUUGUUUUUGAGACAAGCUUUCUCUGUAUAGCCCUGGCUGCCCUGGAACUUGCUCAGUGGACCAGGCUAGCCUCCAACUCAGAUCCUCCUGCCUCUGCCUCCCAAGUGCUGGGAUUAAAGGUGUGAUCUACCACUGCCGGGCCCUCAUGUUCCGUUGUGUUCUUAAGUUGAGGAAGAAAUGUCUUUUUAUCCACCUUUCUACAGAAUGCCUGCUCUUUACCUCCCACCUCUAGAAGGGUGGCUUUUGAGGUCCCACCUGGGUCAGGGGGUCAGUAUUUUAGUCUAAAACUUCAGAGAGUCAAGCAUCAUCUAAGACAUGCCCAGGGUCCCGGCUUGCCCUCAGCAGUCCCUCAGGGCUUCUGGUUCCUUAACGCCACCCUUCCCAAGAUUCUAGAAAUCCAAGGAGCCAGUGACUGUGGCCUCAGUGCUGGGAGCCCAGUAGGAACCGUCAUGCCUUAUCUCCUUCUAAUGGGUAAAGGGGCUUUCUUAUCAAGCAUGGCUGACAUCCUGGAGAGGCUACGCCGUUCCAGGUGGCACUGGGAUGGCAGCUGGAUCCUUCUGUUCACACGACUUGGAAUCUUUCGUCCUUUGAGGCUGGGCACCCCCAGACCAUCUGUGUCCCUGUUAUCUGGGGAUAGGGGAGGAAUUCAGGCCUGUUCACUUGCCCAGUUCUGUAGCAGCUGGUCAGCAUCACCUUUGAAGUAUACACAAGAGAAAUAUAUUUACAAAUGCUUUAUUCUCUUCUUUAAUAAAAAAUGCACCAGUAUUCUAAAAGCA